Penicillium maclennaniae is the source of this 801-nucleotide messenger RNA. Its product is annotated as chorismate mutase ARO7. The transcript has 3 exons. The coding region runs from base 1 to 801 and encodes 266 amino acids. Gene Ontology annotation, cellular component: cytoplasm. Gene Ontology annotation, molecular function: chorismate mutase activity. The record is from RefSeq and is a predicted model, not a curated record. Gene Ontology annotation, biological process: aromatic amino acid biosynthetic process; chorismate metabolic process. NCBI's taxonomy places the organism in Eukaryota, Fungi, Ascomycota, Eurotiomycetes, Eurotiales, Aspergillaceae.
AUGGACACAGCUAUUGAUUUGUCCGAUGCAUCCAAGGCACUGGACCUUGCCAACAUCCGCUUCCAGCUUAUUCGACUAGAGGACACAAUCACCUUUCAUUUGAUCGAACGAGUCCAAUUCCCCCUCAACAAGACCAUCUAUGUUCCCGGCGGAGUCAAAAUUCCUUCCAGCGAGCUUAGUCUCGCCGACUACCUCCUCCGCGAACAAGAACGCCUGCAAUCGCGUGUGCGUCGCUACGAGUCUCCUGACGAAUACCCCUUUUUCCCUGAUGUGCUCGAGAAGCCGAUUCUGCAACCACUGCAGUACCCGCGCAUCCUGCACCCCAACGAUGUGAACGUCAAUGACGUGAUCAAGCAGCGCUACAUCGACGAGAUUCUACCCGCUGUGUGCCCGAAGUUCGGUCGGGAAGACCGUGGCGAGACCCAGGAGAACUACGGGUCGGCGGCGACGUGCGAUGUUGCUUGUUUGCAGGCGCUGUCGCGCCGAAUUCACUUUGGCAAGUUUGUUGCUGAGUCGAAGUUCCGGAAAGACCCCGAGACUUUUGUGCGUUUGAUCAAGGCUGAGGAUCGGGAGGGCAUUGAUGCUGCAAUUACAGAUGCAAAGGUUGAGCGGAAGGUUCUGGAGCGUUUGGGUCUGAAGGCUAAGACUUAUGGCACUGAUCCUGCAUUUCCUGAGGAGAAGGGUCUGAAGAUCAACAUCGAUGCUGUGGUCGCAAUGUACAAGGAAUGCGUCAUCCCUCUGACCAAGGUUGUCGAGGUCGAAUAUCUUAUGCAGCGCCUCAAGGGUACCCAAUGGGAGUAA